Messenger RNA from Paramecium pentaurelia, 2023 nucleotides. The record is from the annotation of a GenBank genome assembly. Lineage: Eukaryota; Ciliophora; Oligohymenophorea; Peniculida; Parameciidae.
AUGGAUAUUGAUGAUUUAUUGGAGCAAAUAGAUCUUAAUAAUGAUAUUAAGCCAUAGAGUACAAGAGAAAGAAACAGGAGAUCUUUUAUGGAUCCACCGUAAUAGAAUUUUUAUUAAAUGAAGGAAAUUGGAGACACAAAAAAUAGCUAAUGAUCCCUAUGAAUUUGAUAGUAUUCUGAAAUCUCAAGAUUCUCCUGUUGAUAGACAAACUUCCUUUGUACCAAGACAAAGACCAUAAACUGCUGUUAUAGAUGAAUCAAAAAAACAAAAAAUGGCUGAUCUUUUCUAACUACCAAAAACUACUGUUAAUAAGGAUUUACCUCCACCUCCUCCAUAAAUUGAAGAUACAAGUAAUAACAUGGAAAUUUCAAUGGGAUAGAGUAGAAGAUAAAAAAUGAGAAUGUUAUCCUAAAAUAAGGGUCAACCUUAGAAAAGUGAUAUUAAUUCAAGUUAAGAUCCUAUUGCAAAUAAUACAUAAUAAAUAGAAGUAGAAAAACAAUCAGUUUAGUCUGAUUAUUCAAUGAAAUAAAGCAAAUAACCAGAAAUACAAAUAACUGCACCAAUAAAUCUGAAUGUUCAAAAAUUUCAAGAUGAAAUAAAAUAAUUGAAAUUAGAAAAAGAUAAAUUAUAAGAUGAUUUAUAGGCUAUAAAGAAUGAUAAACAGAAACUUUAAGAUGAAUUAGAAAUAGAAAAAAGGGAGAGAUAAAGAGUAAUUAAUGAAAAAUUAGAAGUUGAAAGAAAUUUCAUAAAAGAAAGAGAAUAAUUAAAAAAUGAUUAUGAAAGAGAGAAAUAAAGAGCUGUUGAUGCUGUAAAAUUGGAAGUAAUUAUAUUAAAAUAAUAAAUAAUUAGAAUGAAAUUAUGAGAUAAUAAUUAGGUGAAUAGAAAUAAUUGGAUCAUCUUGCAGAUAAAAUUAAAGAUAGUGCUAAAGAAUUGGAAACUCUCAAAAAUUAAUUAUAUUAAAAAAAUGAAUAAUAAACUUAAGAGAAGUUGAGAUAAUUAGAAAAGAAAUAAAAUGAAAUUAAUGAUAAAGAAACUUAUAUAGAAAAAGAGAAAUCAUAUAUUGAAAAUGAAAAGAGAAGACUUUAAAAUAUUUAAGAUGAUAUUAGUAGAAGAGAGUAAUUGUUUCUUGCAUCAAUGGAAGGAGAUAAGAGAUCAUUAUAGAGUGAGAAAUAACUAUUAUAAGAUAUCAAGGAAUCAUUAAGAACAUUAGAAAUAGAAACUAAAAAACGAUUAGAGUAAGAGAACAUGUUUAUACAAAGAUAAAAGUAAAUAUUGAUUAUUAUUGUAUAGAAAUGAAAUUGAGUUGUUAAAAAAUGAAAUGAAUUCAUAAGCUUAAAGUAAAAUAAGAUAGUUGGAUUUAGAAAGAUAAUUAUUUGAAUAGUAAAAGAGUGAAUAUCAUGAAUUUACUUAGAAAAAUAAUUAGAUUAUUUAAUAAAAAUAUUCAGAUAUUGAAAAAUAAUAAUAAAAAAAUGGAGCUAAAGAAAUGCAACUUAUAGCAUUAUAAAGAGAUUUAGAUAUGAAAAGUAAUUAAGUUACUAGUUUACAUUCUGAAUAUUCUAGAAAAUUAGGUUUAAUUGAAGGGGAAAGAUAAUAAUUAUUAUAAAAAUUAAAAGAAAUUAAUGAAAAAGAGUAACUUUAUCAUAAAGAAAUUAAUAAUGUAUAAGAAUUUAGAAAUAUAUAUUAAUAAGAAAAGGAGACAAUUUAAAGACAAAAACUUGAAUUACAUUAAUAAGUGGCAUAAAAUUAAUAAGAAAAAAUUUAAAUUGAAUAAGAGAAAAAUUAAUUAACUUAAAUGCAUAAGACUUUAUCUCAUUUAAGAUCUGAAAUAGCAUAAAAUAAUACAUAAGGAUUCUCUUAAACAACAGCAAUACCUGCUAAGCCUGUAUAAAAAAAUAAAGUGGAUAAACCUAAGUCAGCAUAAAAAAUCCCAAUUCACAACAAUUCUUCUGCUAAUCAAACAGCAUCAAAUUUUGAUGUAGGAAGUUAUAUGAAAUACUUGAAGAAUGUUGAUUAUUUACAUUGA